UUCACCGCUAUAUUCAGAGUUAGGCUCUCCUAUUAUUCGUAUUUUGAAAGUGAAGAGUUUCAGUUGGUUUUAUCCAAGGUUCCAGGACUUUCAUCUUCAAAGAACAGUGGGAGGAGCCUACAGGGGAGUGGAAGUGGCUUGCAAGGACUGGAAGAGGCUUCUGGAACUGUGUGAAGAACUUUGAAAGGAGUGGGAGGGGCCGGAACACGCGUGGGCGUGGCUUGGUCACAGUGGGCCGGGCUUAGGGGAGCAGGAGACUUCAUAAAGAGGGGAAGACUUAAAAACACGCUGUAGGGUAGAGGCUACUUGGAGUGAUUAGGCAUCGGCAGAUUGGCAGAUGUUCAGCAGAAGGAGAGCCCCCACCCGCUACUGCCCUCGCGCCACGCCACCAUGGAUGACGCUCCGCUGCCAGCGCCCCCUGUCCCUGCCCCAGCACCGCCCGCUGCCGCCCCCCGCGUCCCGUUUCACUGCAGUGAAUGUGGCAAGAGCUUCCGCUACCGCUCGGACCUGCGGCGCCACUUCGCGCGUCACACUGCUCUCAAGCCCCACGCGUGUCCGCGCUGCGGCAAGGGCUUCAAGCACAGCUUCAACUUGGCCAACCACCUGCGCUCGCACACGGGUGAGCGGCCGUACCGCUGCUCCGCCUGCCCCAAAGGGUUCCGAGACUCCACCGGCCUAUUGCACCACCAGGUUGUCCACACUGGUGAGAAGCCCUACUGCUGCCUGGUCUGCGAGCUCCGCUUUUCUUCGCGCUCCAGCCUGGGCCGCCACCUCAAGCGCCAGCACCGCGGGGUGCUCCCGUCCCCGCUGCAGCCCGGCCCAGGCCUGCCGGCCCUGAGCGCACCCUGCUCUGUCUGCUGCAACGUAGGGCCCUGCUCGGUGUGCGGCGGUGCAGGGGCUGGCAGUGCAGAGGGCCCGGAGGGGGUGGGCCCCGGCAGCUGGGGGCUGGCGGAGGCUGCAGCUGCUGCCGCGGCCUCGCUGCCCCCGUUCGCGUGCGGCGCCUGUGCCAGGCGCUUCGACCAAGGCCGCGAGCUGGCAGCCCAUUGGGCUGCACACACCGAUGUCAAGCCCUUCAAGUGCCCGCGCUGCGAGCGCGACUUCAAUGCCCCCGCGCUGCUGGAGCGGCACAAGCUGACGCACGACCUACAGGGCCAGGGCGCACCCCCAGCGCAGGCCUGGGUUGCGGGGGCUGAUGCAGGGCCCGAGACCCCUGGAGAGGGUGGCACUGCGGGGGCAGGUGACGCCAGGCCGGCCUGGGACGGCGGGCUGCUCCUGGGCCGUGGGGGGGGCGGGGUGCCUGAGCUGGGGGGUCUGCUCCCCGAGAGCGGCGGGGAGGCCCCUGCACCGGCGGCCCCUGCAGAGCCGUCAUCGGAAGACACCCUGUACCAGUGCGACUGCGGGACCUUCUUCGCAUCUGCUGCGGCUCUGGCCAGCCACCUGGAGGCGCACUCGGGGCCGGCCACCUACGGCUGCGGCCACUGUGGGGCGCUGUACGCGGCCCUGCCGGCUCUGGAGGAGCACCGGCGAGCCAGUCACGGCGAAGGCGGCGGGGCGGAGGUGGCCACGGUGGCCCCCGAGGGGGAGCCCGCCUCCGGGGAGCCCGCCCCCAGCUCGGGCCGCAGCAAGAAGAUCUUUGGCUGCUCCGAGUGCGAGAAGCUGUUCCGCUCACCGCGGGACCUGGAACGGCACGUGCUGGUGCACACGGGCGAGAAGCCGUUCCCGUGCCUCGAGUGCGGCAAGUUCUUCCGCCACGAGUGCUACCUCAAGCGCCACCGGCUGCUGCACGGCACCGAGCGGCCCUUCCCCUGCCACAUCUGCGGCAAGGGCUUCAUUACGCUCAGCAACCUCUCCAGGCACCUGAAGCUGCACCGGGGCAUGGACUGACCACGUGGCCUCCCCCCUGGGGCUGGACUCAGGGCCUCCGGGGACCGCCCCGAUCCAGACAGGGGCCCUGAGAUGAGGGGACCCUGGCUGGAGAGAUGGGGCCACCAGAAACCCACAUAGGCCCGGAGCUGGGGAGUCUAUAGAGACUCCUGAGCUUGAGGCCUCCCUGGAAUUCAUGCUGGGCACCCCCAAAUCUACGGGCCCCUAAGCUGGGGGGACCUAGGAAAGAGAAAUGGGCCUUCACAAGUACUUCUUACCUUAGGAGCCCCAAUAGAAGAUGGGCACCCCUCCCAAGGGAAGCCUGCCCUCUACCUGAGAACCAUCAUUCCCAAUGACCUUGAUCUGGAGAAUGUGGGGAGAACCAUGCCCCUAAAUUCCCCUGGGUCCCCUCCAAAUGCUACCCACCACAGUCACUGGCGCCCCUAGAUAACGGAUAGAGCCAGAAUCUGCCUUUCCCCCGUUUCAUUCCCUAUGCCGAAGGAGGACCAGGGUAGAUGCCCCCUGCCCUCGACCCACUCCCCAAUUAGGCCUCCCUCCCCUACUGCAGAAUGGGUCAACCCCAGUGAUCUUCCCCGUCCCCAAACACUAGAAUAGGCUGGUUGGAAAUCCCCCCGCCCAGUAGGAUGGACUGAUCCAGAUGCAUACCCUCCUGUCCACUGGAAUGGGCUGGCCCAGGUUGUGGCCUGCGCUGUGCCCUCCGUACAGUGAACAGGGCAGACACACACACCCUCUUUUUCAUCAUUCCCCAUCCUGUGAACUCACCUGAGUGGGAGGCGGUAGCCACCGAGCUCUCCCACUCUGCUCCAGCACCUGUUGGUCUUUUCAUAUCUGUCAGUUUGUCUGUCUCUGUGUUCCACCCAACCCCAAGGGAAAGAGGGGGUUGGCGAGGGGGACCACCCCAUGAGCCUCAACCUCACCCCCUCGUCCCAGUCCCCAGUGUCUCUAGGACCCCAAUAAACCUCGUCCUGUCAGUCA
Molossus molossus (Pallas's mastiff bat) is the source of this 2859-nucleotide messenger RNA. RefSeq names its product FLT3 interacting zinc finger 1 (gene FIZ1). The record is from RefSeq and is a predicted model, not a curated record. The coding region runs from base 391 to 1884 and encodes 497 amino acids. The transcript is spliced from 3 exons. NCBI's taxonomy places the organism in Eukaryota, Metazoa, Chordata, Mammalia, Chiroptera, Molossidae.